Molecule: messenger RNA, 2414 nt
Organism: Salvelinus fontinalis (brook trout)
Lineage: Eukaryota; Metazoa; Chordata; Actinopteri; Salmoniformes; Salmonidae
Product: CD276 antigen-like
Exons: 6
Coding region: 129-1010 (293 amino acids)
Biological process (GO): negative regulation of T cell proliferation; positive regulation of T cell proliferation; cellular response to lipopolysaccharide
Cellular component (GO): external side of plasma membrane
Source: RefSeq, a predicted model, not a curated record
GUCAAUAUAUAUAUAUAUAUAAAAAAUAACCGACAACCGACACUCGUGACUUUUAUGCAUUCCACGUGUGUCGUUCAACUGGGAUACACACACACACACACACACACAACUGAUCUCGUCUGGAGAAAAUGGAAACAUACAGAACACACUUUGUCAUGUGGACUGUCCUGGGAUUAGCAGCAGUCUUCAUCUCUGCCUCAGCCCUCUCAGGUUUGAAAGGAAUUGUGAAACAGAAGGUCCUCCUGCAUUGCCCCUGCGUAAAUAGAAAUGUGAGGAAGACAAUUAUCUGGCAGCUAGAAGAGCAUACCACCGUUCUCUAUCAUGAUGGAAGUAAUAACCACACAACCAUAGGGACGAGAUAUGAAAGCAGGGUCAGUCUCUUUCUAAAUGAAGACAAGGACAACUGUUCGCUGCUCCUCUCAGGCAUCACUGUGGCAGACAACGGGACAUACAAAUGCUCCUUUACAGCCAACGCUUUUGUCUACCAAAAAGUCAUUCUACAUGUGGCUGCGAGCUACAGUGUCUGUAUGGACCUCGUCUCAGACCAGGCUUCGGUGAGUUCCGGAGGGGGAGAGGGGUCGGGGGUGUACCAGUGUAAAGCCUCUGGGGGCUAUCCAGAGGGCCAGAUUCACUGGGAGCUGGAAGGACAUCCUCUGGUGAACCCCUCCAGGAGGGAUGUGACCCACCUGGACAACUUUACAGGACUCUACAGCCUGACCAGCAACCUGACCAUCGAGCUGAGUGAGGGUGAAAAACUGCAGUGUGUGGUGGAGAACACAGCCUUGGCCUCCAACCUCACCUCCAACUCCAGCUGCAAUCAAAAGCCUAUGCCCAUGGAACAUAGCGGUCAUUAUAAAGUAGAGGUUGCAGCAGUUGUGGCUGUCAGCCUGAUUGGGAUGUUUAUUGUGGGAGUCCUGCUGGUGUUCUUACUAACUAGAUGUUGCCGACGUGAAAGGUCAACGAAGCAGAGACUCAGAGAGGCAGGAAAGAGGCGUGACCCAGUCGUUUAAUGUGUAUGAAGAUGACUCUGCCUGAAUGUGUGAAGCGUCUCCCCUUCUGAUGCAACAAUCUCUCUUCAACUGGCAGACAACAAAAUGGAGGGAUGAUGAUAAGAGGAACUGAAACUUAAAAUAAGGCCUGUGUUCAAUGUUCAAUGUAGAACUUGGAGCAACAUUGAGCAAUGUGUUGUGCCGUCAUGUCUGAACUAUUCUUUGGGUGUUAUGCAACGAGGCAAACGGCGCCUGAAAGUGGUUAAUCAUGGUUUUCCCUAGUUCGGUGACACUGAACUGAACCCUGAGUUACGAAUAUGAUGACGAGAGCAGAGUACAAAAUGUGGCCAUGGAGACAAGGUUUAGGAACUAAAAGAGAAGAGAAGAACAGCAUGAUGGGAGAAAUGACUGUGGUCAAUGGACCGAACGUGAGCUAGACUCAGUGAACGAAGCCACCCCCCCCACCCCUUCCCCAAAAAAGGGAGACUGUGUAUUGCAAUUGUAGAGUUUACUCACUUCUUAAAGUACAGGUGCUUUCAUAUUUCUAAGAAGAGUAGCAGAAUCAAACCAGACUACUGUAGUUAUACAGCUGAUACAUGACUGAACAGCCAUCGUUGUCUUUAUGCAUUUUGUAUACUGCAUGUUCCUGGUGUUGGUCUAAUGUAGAUCUGUCUGGUCUAAACAAGAUAUCCCUAUGUAAAUGUCAAACUGGAAUGGGGGAGCCCCUACUGUGCUUUUAAAACCCCUUAUAAUGUCACUGGUCACAUAAGGAAGCUGCAGUAGGAAGUGACUACUUUGCUGAACCAUUUGAAUCAUGCUGAGGAUUCAAACAAUUUGGUUUUAUGUUAGACCAAAUUAUUAGUUUUCAUGUAAAUAGUCAAUGUUAUUUUACUUAGAAUUGUGAAUUUAAUUCUCUGUGUGAAGAAUUGGACAUGAGAAUUGUGUUAAUUGCUUAUUGUUAUGUAGCUUGCUGUGAACUAAGAGACCAUGUCAUGGGAUGACUAAUGUCAAGGAUUAUUCCAUUUACAAAUGUCAAGCAAAUUCUGGUAACUCCAGUUUAGAGGUCUUCACAGGUCCACCUGAAUACUCCAGACUUGACUUGGGACCGGGUCCAAAAUGUUUUACUUUUCGUUCUGGUCUGGGUCGUGUCCUGUUUGAUUGUCAUCAGGUGUCGGGUCUAUGUAAGCACAGAUGAUAGACCUGAAUGGACUCGACCAAGGCUCUGCAUAGCCUAUAGAGGGCUUGACGUACGAUGCCUCCUGGCGGUCAUGUUGGAAAACCACGGCAUUAAUUAUUCUGUUCUGACAACAACAGCCAAGUGACUACCCCAAACUGCAUGAUAACAGUGGCCAGUGCCGACCCAUCAUUCAGGGCAGGUGGGGCUUUUGAGCCACACAUUUUUAGAAAAAACAUUUUUUGGGGGGG